Molecule: messenger RNA, 5812 nt
Organism: Camelina sativa (false flax)
Lineage: Eukaryota; Viridiplantae; Streptophyta; Magnoliopsida; Brassicales; Brassicaceae
Source: RefSeq, a predicted model, not a curated record
CAGUGUAUGUCCUCUAGUACGUUUAUGUGAUCCGAUCCAGAAAGGCUGAGGCAAUGGUUUCCAUAAUUCAAUUAAGUGUUUGUUCCGCCAUUAUCUACCUUCCAUGGCGAUUAUUAUCAUACUCUACUUGGCUAUAUUCGUCUUCUUGGGAGGACUAUGCCGUCUCCUUCAGUUUUUGAGGAGAUCGGAGAAGCCUAGAUUAUUAUUAACUCAGCCUCGUAUCCCUGUUUCUUCUGAUUCGCCGUCUCCGUCUCUGUGGGAGUACGACGUCUUCCUUAGUUUCAGAGGAACAGAUGUUUGGAGAAGUUUCGUCAGCCAUCUCUACGAGGCUCUCAAUUACGAAGGAAUCAAAACCUUCCUCGACGACAGAGAACUUCAAAAAAGGCAAUUUCAUCUGGGAUGGGCUUGAGAAAGCCAUUGUUCCAGUCACGAUUCGCCAUCCUUGUAAUUUCCCAGGACUACGCUACCUCGCACUGGUGCUUGCAAGAGCUUUCCGCUAUGCUCGACUUAGCCGACAAUACACGCCUUGAAUUGAUCCCUAUAUUCUACGGCAUUGAUCCGUCGGACUUGAAAGUUCGAAGCUUCCACAAAGCUUUUGAGAAGCAUGAGCAGAGGUAUGAUCUCGAGACUGUGGAUGUAUGGAGAAGAGCUUUGGCUCUAGUUGGAAAAAUGUCUGGCUGGGAUUCCAAAAGCAGGAAGGAGGACUCAGAGCUUGUACAUGAAAUUGUUCAAGAUCUUUCUGACAGAUUAUACUCACAUUUAUCAGACGGCACAACUGGAUUGAUCGGCAUGAGCUCUCACCAGAACAACAUAGAAUCUUUCCUAUCAAUAAUGGACUCCGGAGAUGUCCGAAUGAUAGGAGUCUGGGGCAUGGGUGGCGUUGGGAAAACAACCAUCGUGAAAUAUGUCUUUGAAGGCCUCUCGAGUCAGUUUGAUGCUCGUUGCCUUCUAGAAAACGUGAAAGGAGAUUUCAAACAAUAUGGUCAAUCACACUUGCGAAAGAAACUCUUGUCUGAAAUCUUCCCAAAAAGUCCCUUGAGUGCGCAGUGUUUCACUUCUGUUGCAAUGAAGCGAAGACUUCGUGGCAAGAAGGUUCUUCUCGUCCUUGAUGAUGUUGAUCACGUUCAACAACUGCAAGAUUUGGCUGGGAAUUGGUUUGGUCCAGGAAGCAGGAUCAUUAUAACUACACGGGACAAGCGUGUGUUAGAUGAGCAUGGUGUGGAACACAUUUAUGAAGUGAAGCCUUUGAGGCCUACCCAUGCACUUCAGCUUUUCAGCAAACAUGCUUUCAAAAUGAAUCGUCCACAAGCAGAGUUUAGAGAACUCUCUUUAGAUAUUGUAGAGCAACUUGGUGGUCUUCCAUUAGCUAUUCGAGUCAUUGGUGCAUCUCUAUAUCAACGGAAAAUAGAACUCUGGGAAGAUAAGCUGUUUAUACUGAAAAAUAGUCUCGAUAAAUCUAUCUCACUGGCGUUAAAAGUAAGUUAUGAUGCACUGGAUGAGCAGGAAAAGAUUGUUUUUCUUUAUGUUGCUGGUUGUUUUAAUGGGGAGUAUAUGGAUCGAGCGAAAAAGGUACUAGACUCCUUUGUCUUUAAAUCUGAACCAAGGCUAGUAACUUUGAUGGAGAAGUCUCUGAUUGGUUCGUCUAAAAGUACGAGGCUAUGGGUUCAUGAUCUACUUCAAGACAUGGCCAAGGAUAUUAUUUGUGAAGGAAAAAAGGAAAAACUAUGGAAGCGUAAAAUGCUAUGGAAUUUUAUCGAUGUCAAAGGCUUGUUCACUGAACAUAUGGGAACUAAAGACAUACAGGUUGAAAGUAUAUUGCUCAAUAUGGCUGAAGGAACAGAGCUUUGCAUCAACCAUGCAACGUUUAAGAGGAUGUUCAAUCUCAAAUUUCUUAAAAUUUAUAACAACUUUACUGUUGGGGGGAGCAAAAUGAGCAUGGUUAACGAUCUUGACUACCUCCCUCCACUGAGAUAUCUUCACUGGGAGGCUUACAUUUUGAAAACGUUGCCUUCUCGCUUCCAGACUGACUAUCUAGUUGAACUUAAUCUCCCUGAUAGUUCAAUUGAAACACUAUGGAGCGGAAUAAAGGACCUUCGAAGUCUAAAACACAUGAACCUUAACAGAUGCAAGAACCUGAUUGAAAUUCCAGACCUUUCUAAGGCAAGGAGUCUUGAGAGUUUAUGCCUUUGUGAAUGCGAAAGCUUGGUUGAGCUCCCUUCUUCUAUUGGUCAUCUUGAUAAGUUAGUUAAGCUAUCCAUGCGAAGUUGCACGAAACUCAAGAAUCUAUCGUGUAAUAUCUACUUGACGUCCCUCAAAAUUCUUUCUUUAGAUGAAUGCACAAUUAUAAAAGAGUUUCCAUUUGUUUCCGACAAUAUUGAAGAGUUGGGAUUGAGCUGGACAUCAAUUGAAGAAGUGCCAACAUCGAUCAAGCGUCUCUCAAGGCUCAGAGAAAUGCGGUUGUCACAAUGCAAGAGACUGAAGAAUCUCCCAGACACCAUUGGGAGUUUGGAGUCUCUCAAACAUCUGGGGCUUGCGUACUGUCCCAAUGUCACAGUAUUUCCAGUGCUUGGAAAUGGAAUAGAAACGCUGUCCUUGAAUGGUACAGCGAUAGAAGAAGUGCCGUCUUCGAUAGGUGAUAAGCUGAAUCUGAUAUCUCUUGACAUGUCUGAGUGCCAGAGGCUCCAGAAUCUCCCUCACACGUUGAGCAAUCUAAAAAACCUGAAGUUGCUUUAUCUCCGUGGAUGCACCAAUAUUACUGAAAACCCACAUGUUGCAGGGGAAAUGAGAAGAUUAGAUUUAUAUGGGACCUCAAUAGAGACAUAUGGAUUUCUCUCUGAAGAGGAAGGAAGAACUUAAGUUGCGCAAUCGUGAUAUGGACUUUGUCAAGGCAGUUCUCACUCGGUAUGUUCGAAAAUACAAGAAGAAUCGGAACUCAAGAUAGUUGAUGACUGCUCAAGGACUCGGAUUUGCGGUGGGAUGCUCAAUCUGGAUUUCAGUUUGAUUUCAGUUCAGGCUUUUCCCUUUCUGAAUAAUAGUAUCCUAAUCUUAUUAUGGUAUUCAGUGGGGAAAAUAUCUAAUUCAGUAACCUCGUCUUUGAUCCUAUCGGCUUGUGUCAAGCUGAGGGAUUACUAAUCAAGGACAGAGAUUCAUGAUUCUGUGAUAGGAAAAGCAAUGAAAAGAAACAUGUUUGUGUCUAGUGCAUUGGUGAACAUGUACGGUACGCUAGUUGCUCAUGUCUUUAGCAAGCACAACUAGUAUUCGAAAGGAUGUCUGAGCCGGACGCUGUACUGUGGAACGUUCUGAAUUAAUGAAUUCUUCAGGAAGGAAAAUUGCGAAAAUGAUCUUGCUCUGUUCAGGAAAAUGAGAAACCAAGGUGUUGGAUUGUACAUUUCUUUUUGAUAUAAAGUCACUGUAGGGUACUCACAAAACGGAAAGGAAGAACAUUUCUCUGGAGAUGAUGAUGAUUGGAAUGCAGAAUUCCGGAGUCAGAGCAAAAUACAUUACGAUCAUGAGUAUAUAUAUUGCAUGCAUGUACUAACCUGGAGGUAUCUUAGAGGGACGAGAUCCAUGGUUGAGGUUGUUCAUUCUGGUUGUAGCCACUCACAGAUAGUACAUGAAGCACGCUGAUCUUUGACUCAAAAGAAAGGAUUUAGUCAAAACUAAAUACAGAGCAUUACUCGGGCGUCGUAGAUGCGCUAAGCCGAGCUGGACGUUAAGAAGAAGCAUAUCAGUUUACACUUCAAAUGCUUAUGGAAGCUAGUGGCAGCGCUUUAAGGAUUAUAUGUGGACUGCCAAAAUGUGAUUUAAGGUCAUGGAAAAAGAUGAUUGGAGCGGACAUCAUAUAGAGACUCUCUUUGGGUUUCAUCAUUUCAAAGAUUCGAAAACUUGAAUCGCUCACCAGUAAAAAGAUCGUGAACUAGUAGUAAUUCCUAGAACAGAAAUAGCUGACGAGAAAGAAAAAAAUAAGUAGAAAGAGCAAACUAAAAGAAACCGCCGUCUGUGGGGAUCGAACCCACGGCCACGUGGUUAAAAGCCACGCGCUCUACCACUGAGCUAAGACGGCAUUGAUGGCAGAAGAGUAAACUUUGCAUUGACUAACAAAGUGAGUAAAGUCAAAACAGUUUUUAGGAAACCGAAGCUCUGUGACUCUGUCUGUCUAUAGAAGAAAAGAGCUGUUACUUCACGAGUAACCCAAAAGAAAACCCUGUAAAAGCGAAGAAGAAAAGAUGGUAUAGCUUUCUUUAGUUUGUUCUAAAGUUAAAAAGCCCAUUGGGCUCACGACGACGACGGUAUCUCAAAGGUGUAUUUUCUACGUUGUAUUUUUAUUUUAUUUUUUUGGGUCAAUAUUUUCAACGUUACGUUUGACCUCUAAAAACCCAGAAAUUGCAAGAAGAAAAACGGAGAAAUUGCUACGAUUACGAGUGUGUACGAUUGAAACGCGUCGAGUCGACUUUGCAUUGAAGCUUCAUCGAUCGAUUGCUUCUCUUUCCUCUCUCUGACAAAUGGCUUGUUCGAUUCCAGAAUCACGGUUAAGCUUACUUGAUUUUGCCACUCUCGCCGCUAGUAAUACCACUUUUUUGCUUCCAUGGCUGUUAUCUUUUUCUACUUGGCUAUUGUAUUUGUCUUCCUCGCCGUCUUCGUGGGACUAUGCUGCCGUCUCCUCGUGUUUAUGAAGAAAUCAGAGACUGCGCCUAGGUGGUUAACUCGGCGUAGUAUUCCUGUUUCUGCUUCAGCUGCUUUGGCGGAGGAUUCGCCGUCUCGGUCUCGGUGGAAGAACGACGUCUUCCUCAGUUUCAGAGGUACUGAUGUUCGUAAAUAUUUCGUCAGCCAUCUCUACGAGGCUCUCAAAAGUGAAGGAAUCGAACCCUUUCACGACGACAGAGAACUUCAGAAAGGCGAUUACAUCUGGAAGGGACUCGACGAAGCGAUGAUUCAGUCAAAACACGCCAUCGUCGUCAUAUCCAAGGGCUACGCUACCUCUCGCUGGUGCUUGGAAGAGCUUUCGGUUAUGGUCGACCUCGUUGAGAAGAAAGGCCUUCAAUUGAUACCUAUAUUCUAUGAAAUUGAUCCGUCAGACUUGAAGAGACGAAGCGGGUGCUUCUACGAAGCUCUUAAGAAUCAUGAGCUGAGGUAUGAUCUGGAUACGGUGCGUAGAUGGAGAAGGGCUUUGUCUGAAGUUGGAAAUAUUUCUGGCUGGGAUUCCAAAAGCAGGAAAGAGGACUCAGAGCUUAUACGGGUAGUAGUUCAAGAUCUUUCUGACAGAUUAUCCUCACAGUUAUCUGGCGGCACAAAUGGGUUGGUGGGGAUGAGUUAUCACAAGAAAGUCAUGGAAUCUUUCUUGUCAAUGGACUCCGGAGAUGUCCGAAUGGUAGGAGUCUGGGGUAUGGGUGGAAGAGGGAAAACCACCAUUGCAAAGUAUAUCUUUGAAGAAUUUUCUAGUCAUUUUGAUGCUCGUUGCUUGCUAGAAAACGUGAAAGGAGAUUUCAAACUAUAUGGUGAAUCACAUUUGCGAAAGGAAAUUAUGUCUGGAAUCUUCCCGAAGAGUCCCCUGAAUGCACGAUGUAUCAGCCCUGAUGCAAUGAAGCGAAGACUUCGUGGCAAGAAGGUUCUUCUCGUCCUCGAUGAUGUUGAUGACAUUCAACAACUGCGCGCAUUGGCUGGAAGCUGCGACUGGUUUGGACCAGGAAGCAGGGUCAUAAUAACUACACGAGACAAGCGUGUGUUGGAUGAGCAUGAUGUGCCACACAUUUAUGAAGUGAAGCCUCUGAGGACUACUCAAGCACUUCAGCUUUUCAGUGAGCAUGCCUUCAAA